Messenger RNA from Procambarus clarkii (red swamp crayfish), 618 nucleotides. Lineage: Eukaryota; Metazoa; Arthropoda; Malacostraca; Decapoda; Cambaridae. The record is from RefSeq and is a predicted model, not a curated record.
AUGACGCAGAGACCCCCACCGUCGUCACAGAUGACGCAGAGACCCCCACCUCCGUCACAGAUGACGCAGAGACCCCCACCGUCGUCACAGAUGACGCAGAGACCCCCACCUCCGUCACAGAUGACGCAGAGACCCCCACCGUCGUCACAGAUGACGCAGAGACCCCCACCUCCGUCACAGAUGACGCAGAGAUCCCCACCGUCGUCACAGAUGACGCAGAGACCCCCACCUCCGUCACAGAUGAUGCAGAGACCCCCACCUCCGUCACAAAUGACGCAGAGAUCCCCACCGUCGUCACAGAUGACGCAGAGACCCCCACCUCCGUCACAGAUGACGCAGAGACCCCCACCGUCGUCACAGAUGACGCAGAGACCCCCACUGACGUCACAGAGACCCCCCACCGUCGUCACAGAUGAUGCAGAGACCCCCACCUCCGUCACAGAUGACGCAGAGACCCCCACUGACGUCACAGAUGACGCAGAGACCCCCACCGUCGUCACAGAUGACGCAGAGACCCCCACCUCCGUCACAGAUGACGCAGAGACCCCCACCGUCGUCACAGAUGACGCAGAGACCCCCACUGACGUCACAGAGACCCCCCACCGUCGUCACAGAUGA